Molecule: messenger RNA, 1356 nt
Organism: Closterium sp. NIES-65
Lineage: Eukaryota; Viridiplantae; Streptophyta; Zygnematophyceae; Desmidiales; Closteriaceae
Source: the annotation of a GenBank genome assembly
AUGAGAGUUGGCCGCCGUUCCCUUGAAAUUCCUAGCGACGCGGAUUCGAGUUACGGAUUCGGGUCUCCUCGAGACGUCCCGAGGCGCCUCGCGAUGCGACUCCUCGUGGGCGACAGCGGCGGGGCGGUGGAUGCGGCGACGACGAGGGUCCGCACGCCGGAGAUGGGUGUUCCGCGAGGAAGCAGUGGAAGGUGCAGCGUGAAUGCCCCAAGCACAUACAACCGCGACUUGAUAAACGGCGACUUUUCCAGGGAGUUCUGCCUUCAGGCUGAAGCGGGUCGCGAAGGGCCGCAGGGCCGUAACGGCGGCUCCAGGGCAAUGUUCCGCAGCAUUAGCGAGCACGUGGGUUCAGAUGAGACAACCCCGUCCUCCCCCUCUUGCCUCACACCCUCCGCGUCCUCUCCCAAUGGGAACCACCGGACCGCGUCGUCUCGCCGCCACCUGUCGCGCGUCGGGGCGUCGGAGCCGUUGGAACGCACCCUCCCCCGCAAAAGCCGCUUGAACGGCGACGACGACACUGACGCUGGGUCGGCGGCGACGGGCCGCGACGAAGCGACGGAGGUGGAGGAGGAGGAUUCGUCGGACGCGUCGGUGUCGAUGCGGCGCCUGGGGCGCGAGAUUAAUGAGCUGCGGAGGCAGCUCGAGCGAUGCUCCAAGAUUAAUAAGUGGCUAACCGAAUCUUUGCGUUCCGCGGAGCGCACCGCGGCGGAAGCCACGGCAGCCGCGCAGGUGGCCGAAGCGGAGCGGGACCACGUGGCGAAGGAGCUGGAGGAGAUGCUGAACGCGUGGUCGCAAGCGGAUAACGCGGCGGCGGCGAAGCAGGAGGAGGAGCGCACGUCGGUUGAACGAAGCCGCGCGUCACUGGAGCGGGCGCGCGCGGUGUUGGCGCAAGAGAGGGAGGCGGUGGGGAGGGAGAGAGACGAGGUGAGGAGGGAGCGGGAGGAGUUGAAGCGGGAGAGGGAAGCGCUGCAGAAAGAUAAGGAGAGGAUCGCGGCAGGGCGGGCGGUGCAAGAGGUGCACAUGGAGUGGAGCAAGGCUCACCGCCAGGCGGAGAUGAUGGGCGGGCGGCAGCACCAGCACCAUGUGACUCCCGAUGGUGUGCUUCUAAGGAGCGUGAGCAUGAACAGCACGUGUAGCACGUGCAGCACGUGCAGCUGCCUGAGCAGCACCCGAUGCAUCAGCGAGGCCAGGAGCCCUCGCGGUAACAGCACUGGUGGUUACAGUAGCAGCAGUAUCAGUAGUGUUGGAAGCUACUCUUCAGUUUUGGACUACGGCGCUAGACCACCCAAGUCUCCUGGAUUGCUGCAAGACCCGAGGAUAUCAGGGAGGCGUGUGAAGUUCUCUGUCAUUGACUGA